GAAAAGGUUGAGCCGCGCGUGAAAUUCGAUUUGUAAUAAAUAAAUAUAUUGAAUAAAGUGAAGUAAAUAUAUGUGUUUGAGUGUUUGAUUCACGAAAUGAAGCAACUGCUUUACGGCAAUAAAUGAAAAUAAGUGCAAGAAUUGCUAAAUAAAUCGUUUUUCAAAGGUAAUCGAAGAUAUCGCCAAAAUUGAUUUCCGUCGCAUAAAAAUCUUUUCAUCAAAACUGGAUUAUAAUAAAUCCGUUGAUAUUGGAACGCAGCAGGAAAACAACUCUGGUGUAACCAACAAAAUGGUCAAGCGCACCGACGGCACAGUAUCUCCCAUCCUGGCUGAAGACGGUGGCGAUGGACAAGAUAAACCUCGUUUGCGAUAUGGCGAAUUAGUGAUACUUGGCUACAAUGGCUACUUGCCACAGGGCGAUCGUGGCCGUCGACGCUCCAAAUUUGUGCUCCACAAGCGCACGGAGCCGAGCGGCGUCAAGCGCUCCAAGCACUACAUCGUACAAUCGCCACAGACAUCGAAGGCCAUACUGGAUGCCAACCAGCACUCAAUAUCAUACACACUCUCACGCAAUCAGGCGGUCAUAGUCGAGUACAAGGAGGACACGGAAACUGAUAUGUUCCAGGUGGGACGCUCCUCGGAAUCGCCAAUUGAUUUUGUGGUCAUGGACACGCUGCCCGGUGAUAAAAAGGAUGCUAAAGUGAUGCAGAGCACAAUUUCACGUUUCGCCUGCCGCAUUCUGGUUAAUCGCUGUGAGCCCGCCAAGGCGAGAAUCUUUGCCGCCGGCUUUGAUUCAAGUAGAAAUAUAUUUCUGGGCGAGAAGGCCACCAAGUGGCAGGACAAUGUUGAAAUUGAUGGUCUAACCACCAAUGGUGUCUUAAUCAUGCAUCCCAAGGGCUCGUUCUGUGGCGGCAACGCCAAGUGCGGCCUUUGGCGCGAGUGCUCCGUGGGCGGCGAUGUCUUCAGUCUGCGCGAAUCGCGUUCAGCACAACAAAAGGGACAGCCCAUCUACGAUGAGUGCAACAUCUUGCAGGACGGCACGCUUAUUGAUCUCUGCGGUGCAACGCUGCUCUGGCGUUCAGCCGAGGGCUUGCAACAUUCACCGACCAAACACGAUUUGGAAAAACUCAUCGAUGCCGUCAAUGCUGGUCGUCCACAAUGUCCAGUGGGGCUUAACACGCUGGUGAUUCCACGCAAAGUGAAUAUCAGUGAUCAGGUUAAUCAGCCUUAUGUGUACUUAAACUGUGGCCAUGUCCAAGGUCAUCAUGAUUGGGGACAGGAUGAGAACACCGGUGCACGCCGUUGUCCCAUGUGCCUAGAGCUGGGCCCCGUUGUUACCUUAUGCAUGGGCCUCGAACCGGCCUUCUAUGUGGACGUGGGCGCUCCCACGUUUGCGUUUAAUCCAUGCGGACACAUGGCGACUGAAAAAACUGUCAAGUACUGGGCAAAUGUGGAAAUACCGCACGGAACCAACGGCUUCCAGGCCGUUUGUCCAUUCUGUGCGACGCCUUUGGAUGGCGCGACUGGCUACAUUAAAUUAAUUUUCCAGGAUAACUUAGAUUAAAUAUAUAUAACAUAUGUAUAUGUAUAUGAGAAUAUGUACGCAUGUGUGCGAGUAUUUUUGCAAGCACAAGUGCACAUCUUUGUAGUAGAUAUGUAUUUGUAGUAAUUUAACGAUGUCCAAGUUUAAAGCAGGCAUUGAAACUAGGCUUUAUUUAUUACAAUUAACUAAUUAUUAUUAUGAAUUACAAGCGAAAUACAAAACAGCAACACACACACUCA
Molecule: messenger RNA, 1782 nt
Organism: Drosophila busckii
Lineage: Eukaryota; Metazoa; Arthropoda; Insecta; Diptera; Drosophilidae
Gene: Pli
Product: protein pellino
Exons: 10
Coding region: 290-1564 (424 amino acids)
Biological process (GO): protein polyubiquitination; regulation of Toll signaling pathway
Molecular function (GO): ubiquitin protein ligase activity; protein binding
Source: RefSeq, a predicted model, not a curated record